AUGGAUUUGACAUAUGCUUUGCAGCAGGCAAACAACCCAAGCAAUCAGCUGCUGGAUGACUGGUAUUGGGUGGAAACACAUAUAUUGAAGCAGGCCCUGGCUACCUGCAACUCAUAUGGGACAAUCAUGAAGGUCCCAUAUGUUGCCAAUGAACUGCUUUGGUGGAUGGCCAUACAAAAUAUGGGAGAGACUGCCCUGCUGGCACACAUCAUGGAGUUGAAUGUGCUGCAGGUCAAAAGAGGAGAGGUGAGAUGUAUGAUCCACACCAGUCCUAUGCCACAUACCUGGUGGACAAGGGACCCUACCCAUCUGGAUGGGUAUGAUCAUCAGUCAUUGGAGGAAGUUUUGCAGGAGGCCAAGGAAUUCUUUGUUGGGGUUGAGGAAGGAAAAGACAGUCUCCCACUGCUGUGUGACAUGAACUGGAUGCCAUCAGACAGCAUUGGCCAGUUGAUUGAAAGCUGUGAUGAGAUGAUCCAUCAGGAGGAGGAGAUUUGCCAGCUCCAUGGUGUGAUGGAAUUCUGCAGUGAAUGGCUCACCCUUUUUGACAGGCUUGGACAAGUACAGGACCAGCUUGAGGACUUCUGA
Messenger RNA from Pisolithus orientalis, 585 nucleotides. RefSeq lists its product as uncharacterized. NCBI's taxonomy places the organism in Eukaryota, Fungi, Basidiomycota, Agaricomycetes, Boletales, Pisolithaceae. The coding region runs from base 1 to 585 and encodes 194 amino acids. The transcript has 4 exons. The record is from RefSeq and is a predicted model, not a curated record.